This is a messenger RNA of Cucurbita pepo subsp. pepo (vegetable marrow), 5094 nucleotides long. Its product is annotated as dicer-like protein 4. Gene Ontology annotation, biological process: siRNA processing. The record is from RefSeq and is a predicted model, not a curated record. Gene Ontology annotation, cellular component: nucleus; cytoplasm. NCBI's taxonomy places the organism in Eukaryota, Viridiplantae, Streptophyta, Magnoliopsida, Cucurbitales, Cucurbitaceae. Gene Ontology annotation, molecular function: RNA binding; protein binding; ribonuclease III activity.
GUAGCGUUGUGGUUGUCAUUUUUCAUUCUCCUCCUGCUGUGCUCUGUUCAUUUCAGUAUCUUACAAACCUUACUCUGCUCUGCGAUAUCUUCUUUUAUCUGGUGUUGUAUUUCUAUUGUGAUGGAUUUAGGGGGAACUCCAUGUGAUGCAAUUCUGCCCUCCAAUGCUCCAAUCCCACUGGAAGAUGGUGCUCUCAAUGACCAUCUCUUGCCCAUGAGAGACAGUGCAAAUGGAGAGGAAUUAGAGCUUGACUCCUCUGAUUCUGACAGUUCCGAAGAUGAGACUUCACGACAAGAAUUGUAUGAGAUGUUGCUUCCAGCUGCUCUGAAAGAGUCUUGGACUAGCUCGGGUCAUGUGAUUCUUAACUGUUACCAUUUUAAAUUUGCUCCUCAUCCUAGAGAUAGGAGCUACAAAGAAUUUGGUUUAUUUGUGAAGGCACCACUUCCCCAAGAGGCUGAGAGAAUGAACGUUGAGCUUCAUCUUGAACGUGGUAGAUCUGUAAUGGUAAAUUUGGUGCCAUCAGGGGUCGUUAAGCUUUUGGAGGAUGAGAUAACCCAGGCAGAGAGUUUUCAGGAGAUGUUUCUUAAGGUCAUUUUAGACAGAUCAGAAUUUGAACAGGACUACAUACCUUUGAGGAAUAAUGUGUCUAGAUCUAUUUCAUCACCAUCUUACUUGUUGCUUCCUGUGAUUUGUCAUGAUAAUGAGGGAUCGGUAUCUAUAGAUUGGGAAGUUAUUAGAAGAUGUUUAUCCUCCCAAAUUUUCCAGAAUCAUGCAUGCUCUGUUAUCAACGAAAGUCCUUCCUCGGAUACCCAUUUGAUACUUUAUGAUGGCCGUAGAAGGUCGAGUGAUAUCGAGAAUAGUUUAGUGUAUGUCCCAUACAACCGUAAAUUCUUUUUUGUCACUGACAUUGUGAGUGGGGAGAAUGGAUACAGUCCGUUCAAGAACUCAGGCUCCUUGAGUCAUCUCGAGCAUUUAGCGAGGUUUGGCACUCAUCUUAAAUACCCUGAGCAGCCUCUUCUUUGCGCAAAACAGCUAUUCAAUUUGAAAAACUGGCUAUACAAUAGAAAGCAGAAAGAAUCUGAAGCACGUCAUCUGGAAGAAUAUACUACUAAGUUGCCUCCCGAGCUUUGUCAAUUGAAGAUAACAGGCUUUUCAAAAGAUAUUGGAAGCUCCAUAUCGUUGUUGCCAUCAAUUAUGCAUCGUCUAGAGAACUUGCUUGUUGCUAUUGAAUUGAAGUCUAUGUUAACGGCUGCUUUUCCAGCGGCAGCUGAGGUUACUGCCAACAGAAUUCUUGAAGCACUCACCACUGAGGAGUGCAAGGAAUGCAUUUCCCUGGAAAGGCUUGAAACACUCGGUGAUGCUUUCCUUAAGUUUGCAGUAGGAAGACGCCUUUUUCUUGCCCACGAUAAGUUUAAUGAAGGAAAACUUACGAAAAAACGUUCUCAUUUGGUGAAAAAUAUUAAUUUGCUCAAGCUAGCAACUAAAAAGAAUUUACAGGUAUACAUACGUGACCAGCCAUUCAGACCUAGUGAAUUUUAUCCACUCGGUCGUCCUUGUCCAAGAAUUUGCAACGAGGAAACUAGAAAAGAUAUCCAUUCUCAUGAUAAUGCAGCAAGUGAAGCCAAGUGCAGCAAAGGCCACCACUGGCUACAUCUGUACAUAAUCAGUGAUGUUGUUGAAGCUUUGGUUGGAGCAUUCCUAGUUGACAGUGGCUUUAAAGCUGCAAUUGCAUUUCUCAAAUGGAUCGGCAUAAAAGUAGAAUUUGAAGCUUCACAAGUUACCGAUGCUCUCAUGGCAAGCAAUGCUUGCAUUCUACUUGCAGAUAGUAUAAACAUUUCUGCACUUGAAAAUUCAUUAGGCCAUCAAUUUCUCCAUAAAGCUCUGCUACUGCAGGCACUCGUACAUCCUUCUUACCGCAAGCAUGGAGGAGGUUCUUACCAGAGAUUAGAGUUUCUUGGAGAUUCUGUCCUGGAUUACUUGAUCACAUCAUAUCUCUAUUCAGCGUAUCCUAAGCUGAAGCCGGGUCUAUUGACAGAUUUAAGAUCAGUGUUUGUGAUGAAUGAGGCUUUUGCUAAUGUGGCGGUAGAUAGAUUGUUCUACAAGUUUCUGAUUUGUGAUUCAACUAGCCUUCGAAGUAAUAUAGAAAGUUAUGCAAACUUCAUCCAAGCACCUCCUUCUGAAAGGGCCUCACUUGAGCAGCUGAGAUUUCCAAGGGUUCUGGGAGACAUGGUGGAAUCUAUUGUUGGGGCCGUUCUGGUUGAUACAGGGUUUGACAUGAACUAUGUUUGGAACAUAAUGUUAUCUUUUCUGGAUACUAUUAUGAGCUAUUCAGGCUUCCAACUUAGUCCUAUUCGGGACAUAAAAGAAUUUUGUCAAAGUUGUGGCUGGAAGCUUCAGUUCCAUGCAUCAGAAGAGCCAAAAUCUUAUUCAGUUGAAGCGGAGGUGAAAGGAAACAACUUUCAUGCCACUGCUUCUGCAGUCAACCGUAGUAAGAAACACGCCGAGAAAAUUGCUGCCAAUCUUAUACUCACCAAGUUGAAGGAAAAAGGAUUCAUACCUAAGGUCAAUUCAUUGGAGGAAAUUUUAAGGUCAAGCAGUAAGAUGGAACCAAAAUUGAUUGGAUAUGAUGAAGUUCCCUUGGACACUAUCAAUCUUGGACCAGAAUUUUCUGGUGCAGACUUAGAUCCUUGCCGUGAAGUUGGUAAUUCUCAUUCAGUUUGCAUUACACGGAUAAGCGAAACACCGGUGUCUUCAUCAGGAGCAGCAGAAGAUCUGAAGCCUAGCAUGGCCUUUGGUGGUCAUGAUAGUUCCACAGACUUGCAGUCAUCAUCAGGUCGGUCGGGUAAAACAACAGCCAUAUCACGUCUGUAUGAAACCUGUGCUGCAAACCAUUGGAAUGACCCUUCAUUUGAUUGCAUGGAUGAGGAAGGACCAAGCCAUUUAAAGAUGUUUACUUAUAAGGUUGUAUUAAAGAUAGAAGAAGCCCCUGCUAGGACCUUGGAAUUCAUUGGAGCACCUCAGUUGAGAAAGAAGGCUGCGGCGGAGCAUGCAGCUGAAGCAGCUCUUUGGUACUUGGAAAAGGAAGGGUACUUGCCGCUUGCCUCACACAGAUUGAUACAAUAAUUACUGAUAAUGUGUUAAACAGUGUAGUGUUGUUGGAUAGUCUCAAUAUCCAACCCCUUCAACUUCACCACUGAUUCCACAUGGCCCUUUAGAGUGUGCAGUUCCCUCAGCCUGCACCAUUCAACAUUGAACCAAUUCAUAAAAUUUGAUUCUUGAUUUUCAUGACAGAACUUUUUCUGGGUAAUGAUUUGUUUUUUAAUUUACCUUGCAAUUUCAGCUCUUUUCUUGGCUUGCUCAGCAAUCUCUGAAUGAUCCUCGUGGCUGCUACUCUCAUGAAAUAUGGUUUCUGGUGGCUGCAGGCCGUGCAUCGUCCGUUGUUCUGUUGCCCAUUGUGCUUCUCUUUCGCCUAUUCCGUAAUCCUUCUUGGUUGUAAAGGCUGUCUACGUAGUAUAAUGGCCGAGAAAAUUUAUUAGCAUGAGAUGCGAUAAGUGAAUGACAUUACAAAAGUUCGAGCACAGACCUUAUUGUCGAGCAUGUUGUCCCAGGCCUUGCCGCUGAGGGCGUAUCGGAUUGUGAAUUUGAGAAUAUCAAGAGGGAAGUAAGUAAUAAUACUGUAUACCCAGAUGGCUCCUGCCCAUCCCCAACCAAUGCCUUUAAUCCUUGCAAAGUCCCAUUCAGCAUAUACCGCAAUUAGAGAGGCAACCUGAAGUGUAGCAGAAUCAAGAAUCAGGAGAUGUGUGAAAUUUUGAAAAGGUUAUUAGAAAGUAAGUACAAGAAGGAAUGUUCCUACCAACUGUGCGGCAAUGAAGGCAAUAAUUAGCAAGUAACCAGGGCAUUCAACAAAGGACCAGCUUCUUGACCUUGUGACAAAGAUGAGGGCUUGACUGAUGAUGCUCACUUGAAGAUAGAGAGCAGAGUUGAUCUCAGCAAUACCUUUGAGGGGCUUCACGCCAAAUGUGCUCUGCUUAUAAUGUUGAGAUGUUAGUAUACAAUGUCAUGUUCUUUUCAUUUAGGAAGGGAGCUUGAUGUUGUUUUCUCACCGGGAAGAAGUUGGUUUCAAUGGCGAGCCAGAAGAAAAUGACGCUCAUGAUGGCCAUGUAUGUUCCAAGGACAACACCAGUAGCAAAGAUUUCUUUGAGUUUCCAUGAGUCUGGCACAGGUGAUGGCUUGACCCUGUCCUUUGAAAUGGUCAUGAUGGUUCCAUCGUUAAGAAUGGCAAUGAUCAGGACCAUAAAAGGCGAGAAAUCAAACUUCCAAAUGAGAGCAACAAGCAUGAAUCCCAACACAAUACGGAUUGUAAUGGAAACUGCAUAGAUGGUGUAGUUCUUCAUUCUCUGAAAGAUGGCUCUGCUGGUUAGUACAGCACUCACAAUCACACUUAGCCCUGGCUCUGUCAAGACAAUGUCUGAUGCACUUCUUGCUGCAUCGGUUGCGUCGGCCACAGCAAUACCAAUGUCGGCUCUCUUGAGAGCAGGAGCAUCAUUGACACCAUCUCCUGUCAUGCCACAAAUAUGAUCCCUCUCCUGAAGUUUCUUAACAAUUUCGUACUUGUGUUCUGCAACCGAAAAAUGACGAGUUUAGUUCAGUCGAGGAAGGCAGAUGGUUUCAUAUAUCUCAUUGCGGUUGAAAGAACAAUGUGAUUACCAGGGAAGACACCAGCAAACCCAUCAGCCAUCUCAAUCAGUUCAUCCACAGGAAUGGAAGCAAUAGACUCAUCCUUGGAUUGGCCAAGCAAAGACGAUGAUGGAUACAUGUUGGUGCCCAUACCGAGCCUUCGACCAGUUUCUUUUCCUAUUGCAAGUUGGUCACCGGUGAUCAUCUUAACAUUAACACCAAGUUCGAGAGCUCGACGGAUGGUUUCUGCACUAUCAUGCCUUGGAGGAUCAAAUAGGGGCAAGAGACCAACAAAUUCCCAAGGUUCUCCAGCACUCUCUUUGUCCUUAUCUUGAACAGUCUAUAAAUGAGAGAAAAAAAGGUUCAAGAUUGAUAAGAACGCUUGUUCAUACAUGAAUCCAUUUCAGUAUAUUCACA